Spirodela intermedia is the source of this 1832-nucleotide messenger RNA. NCBI's taxonomy places the organism in Eukaryota, Viridiplantae, Streptophyta, Magnoliopsida, Alismatales, Araceae. The record is from the annotation of a GenBank genome assembly.
AUGGGGAAUCAUCCUCUGUUUCUGUCUUUCCAAGAAGAAGCCAUGGGCAACCUUCAUUUGACCGGCCAUGAAGGCAUGAUCGGCCCAGAGAUCCGAGUCUCGAGGGAGAGCUCCUUGCCGUCCGCCUCAUUCGACGGUCUUCUUCCCGGAAACCCUAAUUUGCAGGAUGAUAUCAUGGGGGCCGCCAUUCCCGCCGUUUCUGUGCUGUCCUCGGAGGAUAUCAGGACCUUCAUUUCCAACAACAGCUCGUCGAAUUCAACGUCCGUGACCUGCGCGUACGGCGUGGAAGAGAUGGAGUUCUCCGGUCCGAGAAGAUAUGUGGACGCCAAUGGACAGCUUAGCUAUGGAGGAAGCUAUGACGAAGUGAUGGGACAUCAAGUUCUUCCUGGUAGAAGUCUGGCGACAGUUCGCCCGUCUUGCCAUAUCCUCUCAGGUUCUAGCUUCAAUCCAGAGAAGACCUACUCGUACUCCGCGCUGAACAACGAACUUUCUCUGACCCUCGGUUCUAGCCAGUCCGUUAUGAACCUCCACGGUGUCCCCGAUCAGAUAUCGGAGGAUAGCCGGUGCGGGGAGGCCUCAGAACUACUGGUCUGCUCUCAGAUCGUUUCCCAUUCGGGAAACGGUGCAGGUCCCGGGAUGCGACGAGGAGCGAGAGACCAUCAUCCUAGGGUUGUUGGGCAUCCACUAGAAUCAAGAUACAUGUCCAUGGUGGAGCAAGUCCUAGCCGAAGUGGCCGGCUAUGCGCUGGAGAAUCUGAGCGAGCUCGAUGAUCCAUCAGCGUGGAUCGAAGAUGGGACGAGGUCGUCCUUUUCCUCUAGCUGUUCAUCUAAGAGAGGGGCCUCCGCCUCCGCGAGUUCCAAAGACUUUGCUCAUUCUCCUGGAGACGUCAGAUCUCACGGCUACGUGGAGAAGACGGACCUGAUCACCCUACUGGAGGCGGUAUGCUGCUCAUCACUGCUUCCAUAUUGCCGAAGCAUUGAAAGCUGUCGUUUGGAAUUAAUUGACCUCCGUGAUGAGCUUGCGCUGGCUUCUCUCUCUGUUGAUGGCAGGUUGACGGCGGCUACAAUCGGUGCCUGGUUCAGAUGCAUUCCGUCAUGUCCAAAUUCCAAGUUGCGACCAGUUCUGGUGUGGCUCACACGCCCGCUCGGCUGGCGCUGAGAGCCAUCUCCCGCUUUCACGGGUCCCUGCGGGAUAAGAUCACCACUCAGAUUCUCUCAGCCGGCGAGCAUGCCGGUGGCGGGCGAGGGGCAGCGGGGGAGAAGGAGAGGUCCAUCGAGUCCUCCAUCCACAAGCAGUGGGCCUCGCAGCAGCUGAGGAGGAACGACCAGCAGACGUGGAGGCCUCAGCGGGGAUUGCCCGAGAAGUCCGUCUCAGUUCUGCGGGCGUGGAUGUUUCAGAAUUUUCUGCACCCGUGAGUAGCUCCAGUCGUCCAUCUUUCGUCGCCUCAAAAAUAUUUCUGAGACGCAGCGUUGACUUUCACCCUUCUUCCUCCUGCUCUCAGAUAUCCUAAGGACAGCGAGAAGCAUCUGCUCGCCAUCAAGAGCGGGUUGACUCGGAGCCAGGUGCUUUUCAUCUCGCCGAGUCUCUCUUGCCUUGAAUCUUUCUUUAACCGAUCGAUCCCUUCGUCUCUGGGCUCGGGGCUUUCUGUAUCUUUUGCCUGAUCCUUCUUGGGUUCCUGCCAGGUGUCCAACUGGUUCAUCAAUGCCCGGGUGCGUCUGUGGAAGCCGAUGAUAGAGGAGAUGCACUCGGAGGUCAGCAAGAAGAACCAAGCGCAGGAGGGGGCCGGGGAUCGCAGGGGCCGCCCGUGCGCCGGCGGCCAGCGAGUUGGCUAA